AUAGGGGAAGGGCAGAGGCGCAGUGCACUGUGCAACUAACCCUAAUUGCUCGGAAGUUUUUUGCAGCGGAUUCUCUCUUGCAGCGUCACUACAUCUCCGGCUCCUAUUCUCCCGCGCUUCUUGCGGGAUUCCGUGUUUCUUACAAGAUUCAUUGAGGGUUGAAUCGAGAAUUUCGAUUAGGGUUCUUGUAUUUCCGCCGAUAGGCUCGGUGUUUCUUUCAGAUUGUUCUUGGAGAUUGAAGUUUCUGGUCGGAUUCAGACGAAUAGCUUGAUGGAGGAUUGGGAAGAUGAAGCAAUUCCUGAUCUUCUGAAAAAGGAGCAGCCAAAGAAUAAUUGGGAUGAUGAAGAUUUGGAUGAUGAUAAUGUGAAGGAUUCUUGGGAAGAUGAAGAUGAGCCUGCACCAGCUCCGGCUCCUGAACCCAAGGCUGAGCCCCCGCCUCCUGUAAAGUCUCCUAAUAAGCCUGUAGCAAAGUCGUCUGAAAAGAAAGAGAAAGUUGAACCUAGAAAGGAUGCGGUCUUAGAUCCCAUAGAAGAAAAAUUUCGCCAGCAGAGGCUGGUGGAAGAAGCAGAUUUAAAGACUGCUGCAGAAUUGUUUGGUAAGAGAGGUGAUGAAAAGACCCUCGACAAUUUUAUUCCCAAAACUGAGAGUGACUUUGCAGAAUAUGCUGAGCUCAUCUCUCAUAAACUUCGCCCAUAUGAGAAAAGCUUUCACUACAUUGCAUUGUUGAAGGCUGUAAUGAGGUUAUCGAUGACUUCCUUGAAAGGUGCAGAUGCCAAAGAAGUUGCUUCAUCCAUUACGGCAAUUGCUAAUGAAAAGAUCAAAGCAGAAAAGGAAGCUAAUGCUGGCAAAAAGAAGACAGUUGGAAAGAAAAAACAACUCCAUGUUGGCAAGCCCGAUGAUGAUGUAGCUGUUGACACCUAUAACGAUUACGAUGAUUAUGAUUUUAUGUGAGCUUCUCACACAGGUAUGAUUCGGGUAUGUACCCUUUACAAGAGUCUGAAUAUACAAGAAGUUUCUCGUCCUUUUCUCUCCUUAAUUUGGAGAUGAGGUGUAAUAUGCUUGUCAUUUUGUGGAAUAAGGAAUGUAGUAGAGUUUUAGCCUUGGUUUUGUAUCUGUAAUCCUUUUUUCAUCGUUUGAAUUGCAUUUGCGGAGCUUUUCAUUUUCUUAGGCAUUUAAAGAUGCUACGAUUGUUUUACUAUGAUCAUGAUGUACUUGAGGCAUUAAAGCGUAAGAAUACAGAGGUCAAUGAACAAGUUGUGAAAUUCUUCGGACCUUUUGUAUCAAUCUUGAAUAGUAGUUGUUGGUUUGUC
Messenger RNA from Andrographis paniculata, 1310 nucleotides. RefSeq lists its product as uncharacterized. Gene Ontology annotation, molecular function: translation initiation factor activity. The transcript has 7 exons. The record is from RefSeq and is a predicted model, not a curated record. Gene Ontology annotation, cellular component: cytoplasm; eukaryotic translation initiation factor 3 complex. Bases 271 to 951 code for a protein of 226 amino acids. Lineage: Eukaryota; Viridiplantae; Streptophyta; Magnoliopsida; Lamiales; Acanthaceae.